AUGGGUUGUAUUGCAGAAGAACGUUUUGAUUAUGCAGUGUCUCUUCUUCAUGGCGAUGCUUACUAUUGGUGGGAGACUGUCCCACGAGCUAUGAUACAUCCUCCAGUACUCAGUUGGGAUGACUUCUUGAGAGAGUUCAGUGAUAAGUAUAUGCCACCAGUGUAUCGUGAUAAGAAGCAAAGAGAGUUUUUGUCCCUUAAACAAGGAUCUAUGUCAGUUGCAGAUUAUGAAGUAAAGUUUACUCAACUGUCUCGUUAUGCAUUGGCAUUGUUACCUACAGAGCAAGAUAAGUGCAGACGUUUUGAAGAAGGAUUGAUAUAUGAGAUAAGAAGCAAAAUCACACCUUCAGACCUUCGUACUUAUAAUGAUCUAUGUGCAGCGGCUAUACGAGCAGAGAGAUUAGUGAAAGAAAGACAUGUGUAUAUAUAA
Salvia splendens (bonfire salvia) is the source of this 429-nucleotide messenger RNA. RefSeq lists its product as uncharacterized. The transcript has a single exon. The coding region runs from base 1 to 429 and encodes 142 amino acids. Lineage: Eukaryota; Viridiplantae; Streptophyta; Magnoliopsida; Lamiales; Lamiaceae. The record is from RefSeq and is a predicted model, not a curated record.